AAUUUUACACUAGGUGUUCCAAUCAGCUGGAUAAGAAAUUUCGAUAUCGAAGAGUUUGGAUCAUCUGACGAUCCAGAUUUAAGCUAUGUCGUUGAAUGGCGAUGUGGAAAAAAAACCGAAAGGCGGGUGGUUAUGUUAUGAUGUGGCUGUAUCGGAUAUUUCAGAUCGGGUAUCAGUGUUAGAUAGAAAGUUAAAGUUAAUGGAUGGACUGAAGUCUCCAAGGAACGUGAAUGCAACACUUGAAGGUAAUAAAGCUAAAAUACAAAAUAUUGAAGAUACAUCGAAUGAAACAAAGUACGAAGAAGUGUGUGAGAGUCAAGAUAAGUCAAAAAAUAAAAAAGCUGAAAUAGCAGUUGAUCCAGUUAUAAGUUCAUCAGAUUCUGAAGAUGGUCAUGUUAUUAUUAGAAAAAAACAGAGAAAUCGAUCACAACGUAAAAUUGAUAAGAGUGAUGAUAAAGAAUUAUUACCUACUUCGUAUAAAUCAAAAAAGUUUUUGAAUCGAGAUAUUCCAGGAACAUAAUUUUAAGAAGAAAAAAAACAUCCAACCAUUUUAACAUUAUUCUUGAUGCUGUUAUGAUAAACCAAAAUCUAAUAAAAAUAAUGGAUGAGAAAGUUGACAAGUUUCUACGUAUUUCAAAAUCUCAACAUCCAUGUAAAUGUACAGAGCAGAAUAAAGAAAAUAAUGAAAUUGGGAAGUAUGAACUAGAAAAAAAGGAGUUGCAACCAUAAAUGCACAACUUUGGCGGUAGUGGAAUAUUAAUAACUGAAGAUCAGUGGCAUGCUGCUAUAUCAAAGCCGUCGUAUACUUAUAUGGGAAUAACAUUGUUAACAACUAUGUUUAAAAUAGAUGUUUUCUUGAAGAGUAAUUUAAGAGUAAUUAAGAUCCAACGAAAAUAAAAAUAAUGAAAAAACAAAUGUAGAAAGUGAUUUAAAAAUUACUGAAAAAAAACAAGAAGAAAAGUGAUGAUAGUAAUUGCGUAAAGUUCAUAUAAUCAUUUAAUAGUUCUUGAUAUGUAUAAGUUUUGAAUAAAUCAAUAA
Chelonus insularis is the source of this 1038-nucleotide messenger RNA. RefSeq lists its product as uncharacterized. The record is from RefSeq and is a predicted model, not a curated record. The transcript has 7 exons. Bases 86 to 520 code for a protein of 144 amino acids. NCBI's taxonomy places the organism in Eukaryota, Metazoa, Arthropoda, Insecta, Hymenoptera, Braconidae.